UUUAGUCAGCUAUAGGGUUUUAUUAGUCUUGAGUUUUGUCACUAAAAAAUAAGGUAUAAAGAAGUAAAAAAAUAAACUUAAAGUUCACAUAAGUAGUCGGUACUUGUACUACUUUUUACAUACUUCACUAUCGUCAACAGUUCCAACUUGUUGAAUCUUUUAAUGCCAUAGAAAAAUGUUUUCAUUACGCUCUUUAAGUCAUGGUUUUAAAAAAAUUUUUAGAAAUAAAGAAUUAUUACAUUCAUUGCAACCCAAUGUACGCACCAAAAGUAGCAAAACCUUUGGUCAGCCAACUUCAUUUACACGGCCACAUAUAUUACGGCCGGGAGAGCUUACACCGAAAAUAAACGCAGAUGAAUAUAGAGCUAGGAGGAACAAUGUAGCAGAGCUCAUGCAAGAAGGUGAUUUAUUGAUUACCACUUCUGCUGCUGUGAAAUAUAUGUGUGGUGCAGCUUUUUAUGAGUACCAUCAAGACCCAAAUUUUUACUAUUUAACCGGAUGCUUGGAACCUGAAUCAGUCCUACUUCUACUAAAGGAGAAAGACACGUUUGAAGAUUAUAAGAUCGCUCUUUUCCUUCCACCCAAAAAUUCGUAUGAAGAAAAAUGGGAAGGCUUCCGCACAGGCGUAGAAAAUGGAAAAAUUUUAUUCCAUAUUGAGAACAUUCAAGAAAACUGGGAAGCACCAUUUGUGAUUGAAGAAUUUGGUAAUAGAUGCAAACGGGUAUUCUAUAAUACACAGAGAGGUUACCCUUUCAAUGAUCCCGUAGCUUCUUCCCCUGAUGUUGUGCGAGAUAAAAUCAGGGAGCUGAAGAGCAAGAAGCCAUUUAGAUCCGCUAAUGAGCUUCUUCAUCCUUUGCGAACAAUAAAAAGUGAAAGUGAAAUUUCAUGUCUACAGCGUGCAGCGUCCGUAAGUGGAAAUGCAUACAAGGAAGUAAUGAGAAAGGAAUUUCCUGGAGAAAGUCAGCUUGCUGCUGAGCUUGAGUAUAGAUUUAAAAUAGGUGGCUGCCAAAGAUCAGCUUAUGUACCUGUUGUUGCCGGAGGAAGAAAUGGACUUACAAUCCAUUACACUGCGAAUGAUGAUACAUUCCAACAGAACGAUAUGGUGUUAGUAGACGCAGGAGGUGAAUAUGGAGGAUAUGUUACAGAUAUAUCCCGGACUUGGCCGACUGGAAGGGGAUUUACUCCAGUUCAGCGAGAUUUGUACCAAGCUGUUUUGAAUGUACAAAAGAAAUGCAUUGAGUUAUGCACCACUAGCACAGGAUUAAGUUUGGCGCGAAUUCAUUAUGAAAGUGCUAUUCUGUUAAAAGAGGAGCUUAAGCAAAUUGGCAUAUAUGGCUCGAAAUCGGAAAUCGAGGAUGUUUUAUAUCCACACUCUAUUGGUCAUGAGAUUGGCCUAGAAAUCCACGACUGUUUUACCAACAAUAGCUUUUCACCGUUAAAGAAAAACCAAAUCGUGACUAUAGAGCCCGGAAUCUACGUUCCCAUGAAUAACCGUUGGCCAAAAUGGGCACAGGGGAUUGCUAUUCGUAUAGAAGAUAGUGUUGUUGUGGGCGAAGAAGAAUCUCUUGUUUUAACAAAAGAUACGCCAAAGGAAGUUAAGGAAAUCCAGAGUCUACGCGAAGAAAUUACUUUGUAAGUUCCGUUUCCAUUUGCGUUUCCGUUUAUAUUUCUACUUUUAUUUUUUUGGGUAUUAAGGAACAAGUUGGAUUUUGUGGUACUAUUUGAACACUGAAGAAACAGAAAAGAUCAAAAAAUGGUAUAUUGGUAUUAAAUUGUUUCCCUAGAAGUAUUCUUUAUUGAACGAAUAAAAGUUAUUUCAAAAACCUAAUAUUAAAAAAGAUUAGGCAUCCGUAAAGUAUGGUUUCUCCGACUUCGACAGUAGGCGCUUAAUUCCUUUAGCACUUUGCUAUUUUUCCAUCGCUCAGGUAUUUCACGUUCGCCAGAUGACCAAUAUAAUCUAAUAAAAAAAAAGGUUAGGAAACAAGAAAACAAAUAAUCACUUGAUACUACUUACAUAUCCCAAUCAGGCUCAUCAAGGAGACGGUCAUAUUCUUGGAGAUCAGAUACAGAAUACUUAUCCAGCUUCGUUUUAGCAAAGUUUGACAAGAGUAGAUCCGUCUCCAAAAUUCCUCUUUUUCUCGAUUGAUACUUUAGUCUUGCCCGUUGUGAUUCCUCUGUUUCACCUUCACGAUCAACUCGAUUUAAAUCACCCUUCGUGGUAAUGAAGCGCAAGCCAACAAAUCCUUUUAAAUGUAAAGAAUUCCUUACAACUGAACUAUUGAUCUGAUUAAAAGACGUUCUCAACAUUUUCGCUGAUAUUGGUUAUGAACAUAGCUAAUUUCGGAGCGAAUACGUCGACUAAAGAAAAGACAACUUAUAAACCGAUACCCAAAUUAAUAACUCAAUAAUCUUUCUAUCUUUUCAUUUCAUUCAUUCUUUUCGUAAUCUUUGUUUUUA
This is a messenger RNA of Schizosaccharomyces cryophilus OY26, 2457 nucleotides long. Its product is annotated as intermediate cleavage peptidase Icp55. Lineage: Eukaryota; Fungi; Ascomycota; Schizosaccharomycetes; Schizosaccharomycetales; Schizosaccharomycetaceae. The transcript has 12 exons. The record is from RefSeq and is a predicted model, not a curated record. Gene Ontology annotation, cellular component: mitochondrion. Gene Ontology annotation, molecular function: metalloaminopeptidase activity; manganese ion binding. The coding region runs from base 176 to 1636 and encodes 486 amino acids.